AUGCAGGGUACCUCGGACGAGCGGGAGCAAGACCCCGCAGUGGCGCUGAUGCUGGCGACAGUGCGGAUGAUUCGAAACUGGGUCGAAUCAAGCUUCAGCUCGACCGAGAGCGCGCGGAUCGAGCGCAAAGGUCAUUUGAAGGCUCGGUUUAAGGUGGAGCUAUCGCCAGAGAUGUGGAAGGAGCUGCAAAACUUUGUGAAGGCCUCUUUCGCAUUGUCCGGCUUGCAGUUGACGAAGCUGGAGCGCGGUGAUGAAAAGUCCUGCAUUGAGGUAGUCAUGUCGAUGGAGGCCCGGAAGCAGUUUGCUGCCAAGAACCCAGCAGUGCAGGAAAAGCCAGAAAAGCAUUGUGAUGGCUCAGAAGGCGCAGAAGGCAUCCGCACCCCGGAGGCAUCGCAGCCUCGCUCCGUGCGUGAAGCAGUUCCUACACCUUGCAAGCACGCACAGGGUACAGCAAAGCGCCACGCUUCAACGUGUGACCCGAUGCCGGGAAUGUCGAAGCGCAGCAAGACAAAGGAGUCAGAGCCGGGGAAGGCGGCAAAAAGCUGGAUGCCCCUGUCGGACGUAAGUGCACAUGACGUGCCUUGCGAUCUGACGGGCAUUGUUGCUGCAAAGGAUGGUCUGACAGCAGCCCUGACAUCGAAGGACCUGCACGAGGCUGUAGCUUGGCUAAAGGGGCUAGGAAGGAGGGAGGUCCUGGCCCACGAGCUGGAGAAGACCCGAAUCGGCAUCACAGUGAACGACUGCCGCAAGCAGGGAGAUUCGUAUGUCACGAAGCUCGCUGACAUCUUGAUUCAGAGGUGGAAGAAGGCCUGGCGAAAAGCCCAGGAGCUGAAGGGCUGA
This is a messenger RNA of Symbiodinium natans, 840 nucleotides long. Lineage: Eukaryota; Dinophyceae; Suessiales; Symbiodiniaceae. The record is from the annotation of a GenBank genome assembly.